This is a messenger RNA of Cololabis saira (Pacific saury), 4428 nucleotides long. It is a transcript of the gene niban2a, whose product is annotated as niban apoptosis regulator 2a. The transcript has 14 exons. Lineage: Eukaryota; Metazoa; Chordata; Actinopteri; Beloniformes; Belonidae. The record is from RefSeq and is a predicted model, not a curated record. Bases 315 to 2852 code for a protein of 845 amino acids.
UGAACACGUUGGACCAGUGAUGAGUCCCAGAGGGUGGGUCCCGUCGUUGUGAAAGAAAGCAAUGUUCACCUCUUCCUCUGUGCAGCAGGGGCGUCGCCAGCAGUCCUCUCAGUCCUCUCAGUCCUCCUACUUCCACGGACCUGGAGAGAGAGUCGGGCAGACACAAAGCUCGAGCACAGCCGCGCACCUCACAGCCUGGGGAAAGUGGACGAUACUCCUGGUGGCGUGGCCCGGAAAUAAAACAGCUGGAAAUACUACCGAAACUAUUUUAACCAACAGAGUCUAACCAGGAUACUUCAGGAUCUCCUGCCACCAUGGGGGACGUGGUUUCCUCUCACCUGGAUGAGAACAGGCGGGAGAUAAUUACAGCUCGGACCAGAGAUGUGAUGAAACAGUUCAGCGAUGUCUACGAGCAGCAGUACGCCGUCGCGCUCUUCAACAGCGUCCGCUUUGAGAUUGAAGGAGGAGGAGGCGCCCAGUCGCAGCUGCUUCACAGAAAGGACGCUCUGGCGGGCCGCUCCAUCUUCUCCGGGAGUCUGUUUCAGUACCUGGAGGAGAAUCGAAAGUGGAGGAGUCGUUUUGUGUCCGUGCCCAACAGCUACACCAUCAGCCUCUAUGAGAGCAAAACAGCGCAUGAACGGGGACUUCACCCUAAAGUGACCAUCAACUGUGCCGGGUACAAAGCCCUGGCCUCGAUGGAGGAGUAUAUGGAGCUGAUCAAUGGCAGUCUGCCAGGUGUCAAGGCCAAAGUGGGCAAUCAUCCUUUCAUCAAGUGCGCGACCCAGUUCCCGCUGAUCCUGUGGCACCCGUACGCCAGACACCACUACUUCUGUGUGACGACUGAGAGGGAGCAGAAGAAGUGGCACGCCGUGCUGCAGGACUGCGUCAGACACAGCAACAACGGUCUUCCGGAGGACUGCACCGUUCAGACACCGGCCUUCACUGACUCUGUGAGACUUUUCAGACAAGCCAAGGGAUACUACGGGACCUGGGAUAUGAUGUGCGGAGUACCAGCACAGAUUUUGGCUAAUCUGGUGAUGGAGACUCUUCACCCGGAGCUGAGGAAUGUGAUAGGUCCUCGUCUGAAGGGGAAGAUGCAGCAGAGGCAGAGGAACUGGAUGUUGAUCUCUGAUGCGGUAUACAGGCAGGUGUUGCCUCAAACCACCGGCCACUAUGAAGCGCUGGUGGAGGCCUGCGAGGCCCACAAAGCUUCUCUGGACUCCAGGCUGCGAACCGACAUGGACCAGAUCAUCUCAUCGAAGGAACAUAUCAGCAACAAGAUUAGAGCUCUAGUAUUGCCCAAAGCAGAGAAUCUCCUCCGGUGCAGCAUCCAGCCCUACAUCAGCUCCAUCCUGGAGGCCCUGAUGGAGCCCACGAGCCGAGGCUUCUCCGAGGUCAGAGACGUGUUUUUCAAGGAAUUGGUGGACAUCAGCAAGAACUCGAUUAACGGAGAGGGCAAGGAAAGAUUGGGAGAGCAACUGGAGAGGCUGUCCAUGCUCGCCUUCCAUCCAGUGAAGAUGCAGAGCUGUUACGAGAAGAUGGAGCAGCUCAACCUGGAGGGGCUGCAGCAGAGAUUUGAUGUUUCAAGCCCCUCUGUGUUCAUCAGCAGGGCUCAGAUCCUCAUGAGAGAGCAAAUGGACAAUGCGGUGUAUACAUUUGAACAACUGCUUCACCAGUCGUUAGAGGCUCAAGGGGAUGAUAACUUUUGCAAGGUCGUCCAGAAAUGCCAGGACCGGGUUCUCAAGAAAUAUGAUUAUGACAGCAGCACAGUGCGCAAGAAGUUUUUCAGAGAAGCUCUGCUUCAGAUCAUCAUUCCCUACAUGCUGCAGCAGCUCUCCCUGUCCUGUACGCCUGAGCUGCCUCGCUUCAAGGAGCUUAUCUUCGAGGAUUUGUCACGCUUUCUUCUGGUGGAAAACAUGUAUGAGGAGGUGGUGCUGCAGUCCGUCACCAAAGAAAUAAUGAUGGCUGUGAAGGAGGCGGCUGUGCAGAGGAGACACAACCUCUACAGGGACAGCAUCGUACUGACCAACAGCGACCCCAACUUACACCUGCUGGAGGAAACAUCCCCAGUUGACUGGGCUGCCAAGUUUGGGGCGGAUGAGCCAGAAGGCUCUUUCCCCAGUGAAGUUGAAGAACGGGGAGCUGCGAGAAGGCGCAAGCAGGUGGUGUCCAUGAUCCAGCUGGACGGGGUGCCUCUUCCUUACGAGUCCUGCCUGGAGGUCCCGGGGGUGGAGCUUAUUCCAGAAGAGGAGGGUGAGUUUUCUGAGUGUCAAGAUGAGGAAAGAGAGGAGGAACAGGAGGACCCCAAGUCUCCCGACAGCGUGGAUGCGAUCAGAGGCCUGAUUAAUCCGGUGGUAGAGGUGGAGUUGCCUGUUUCGGACGAGGAACCGAGUGAACCGGCUAACGGGACGGAGCCCACUGUUGGCCUCAUCACCGCGGAGGAUGGGUUGCUGGAGGAGGUGACACACGUAACCACCGUUGUGGAAGAUGCGGCGAAGAAAUCUCCACAGGAGAAAACGUCCCCCCAGUCUAUCCUGAAGGAGCUAGUUGGAAGCAAGAAGCAGGAAGGUGAGAAGGAGCAGGAGGAGGAAGCAGACAUCCAGGAGGCAGUUGAGGAGAUGGUGACAGUAGUAAAAGAAGAUGAGGGUGAACAGGUUGCCGAGGCCUCAGCCGAAGAACUACAGUGUGAAUCACCACCACUGGCUACAGACUCCGGCUCGCAAUAUGACAGCGGCUUCCAGUCGCCGAGCGGCGAGGCUCUGGAGGAUGCUGAGCCUCAGCCAAUCACAAAUGGUCUAAGUGGCGAGGACAAAAUCAUCAGCCCCACUGAGGUGGAAGUGGUUUUGGCAUAGUGAAACGGAGAGCAAGCGCUUUGAGAGUGGACAAAAUCAUGCAAAAUCAUGGAUAAUGACGGAAAACCCAGAGUGAACAUGAACUGUUUAAUAUCAUUGCACACACGUCUCCAACUCACCACGCUCUAGAUUUACCCUAGGGGUCUUCAGUGUUUGGUUCCCUCUAUGCAACGAGACUGUCGCCUCAUGUUUUCUUCAUUGAAAAUGGCAGUAAAUUCAGCAGAGCUGAUAAAGACAUAUCGCCCCCUUCAGGCCUGAAUCAAAUAUUUAUGGACUGAAGGCAAAGCGGGCUGUGCUCGCCUCUAGUUUCAGAGCACGUUGCUGGGUUUAGAGGUCUCCAACGGUCAUUCUGCACAACUCUGCUGCACUCUCUAACACAAAUAACUACUCAUCACAUGGCAUGUAUCAUGAGCUUGAUGAGCUGUUCUCCAUGUGCAUUUUACUCAGCAAUGACAAACCAUCGCUGCACGAAGCGAGCUGAUGACUUCAGAGCACGGCCACGCCAUCGUGUUCAGGUGGAAGGGCCUUUAGGCUCCACGCAAAUCUAAGUUAUUGGUGUUUUUUUGAUGUUUAAGGGUUUUUUAAUGUCCCAUUUUCAGCAUAUAAGGAAGUCCUCUCUUCUUCUGUAUAUCAUAUUCAUGAAAAAAACAAAGAAUGGAAUCACCACGCUUGGCGGUCGUUCAUUCAUCAGUUAUUAUUUUGUAUGGAAAUAAAUGACAAACAUAGCACAAAACUAUAUGCAUUUAAGUGCCAAACAUUGAGGCUUUCUAAGAAAUGCAUCAAAGAAUUAAUUCAGAUAGUUCAAAUUGUAAUUUUUUAAAUUUUUUCCACAAAUACGAGUAUAAAUAUUGAAAUUGGUCUGCAGAAAAAAGCAAGCAGAGCUUAAUUAGCUGUUGAACCUGGCUGAUUGAUGAUAAACUCCAUCUCUUUAAGAGUUAAAAAAUGUAAAAGAUUAAAGCUUGUCCUGAACACUAAAUUAGCAUAAACUGUGAUUAAAUAAUGUUGGCUAUUUCCAGUCAGCUUUUUUCCAAAAUUUAAGCAAACUGGGAAACAAACAGGAAACAUCCAGGUAGACCAACGUAAGAAGCCCAUGUUUCAAGAGAGAGUAGUCAAAGAGAGAUGGAAAAUGUUUUAACAAAAGUACAACUGAACUAAAGAAAGCCGUAUUUGGGCUUUGGGCGAUUACUGAAGUGGUAUUCAGAGGUGAGUCACAAACCUCUGAAUACCACCAUGUGGACGGAGAUGACGUCACAGCUUUUGUUUGGUUCUGGGAAAAUGAAUCAUGUGAAGAUGAAGAUGUCUGCAUGGGGGGGAAACAAGUAGGUUUCCAUCAUCAGUGAUUACAUCAGGCCUGCGCAGUCAUUAACUAUAGUACAUGUACACUGGGAUUAUAAACUCUAUUCAGUCCAUUAGAAAAAGUAGGUUUGGUGAUGUAUUUCACCUUUCAAGAUGGUAACACCUCCUACGUUGGUCUACCUGGAUGUUUCCUGUUUGUUUCCCAGUUUGCUUAAAUUUUGGAAAAAAGCUGACUGGAAAUAGCCAACAUUAUUUAAUCACAGUUUAUGCUAAUUUAGUG